Molecule: messenger RNA, 450 nt
Organism: Fusarium redolens
Lineage: Eukaryota; Fungi; Ascomycota; Sordariomycetes; Hypocreales; Nectriaceae
Exons: 1
Coding region: 1-450 (149 amino acids)
Source: RefSeq, a predicted model, not a curated record
AUGGAGUUCUUAACUCAAUUCGAGACUUCACUGAACAUUUUGCGUGAAGACAAAGUUCGAGGUUUGACUAUAUAUUGCUGCUCUGCCUCUUGCAGAUUCCAACAUCCUCAUCAGCAACAACUCUUCAACUCCAUCAGUAAUCCUUUCUGUCUCUAUUUAACAAUCUUGCCUUCUUCACUCAUCAAAAUGUUCGUCUACGAAGGACGUCUCGACUGGAAGCCAUACGGCGAUAACGAGACCUUCGUUAUAAUCCUGCCCGACGGUCCAGUUCGCGUCGGUGACACCGCCUAUCUCUUUUCCCAAUGGACCAAAGACGCUCAGGGCACCAAGAAGGCCAACUUCUUUCAGAAAUCUGCCAUCGAGAAGGUCUCCAAGACUCCCAGCGGUGAUGACACCGUCAUUGCCAAGGCUUCCUACUACAGCUGGGAGGUCACCUCUCGCGACAUCUAA